Molecule: messenger RNA, 4539 nt
Organism: Antechinus flavipes (yellow-footed antechinus)
Lineage: Eukaryota; Metazoa; Chordata; Mammalia; Dasyuromorphia; Dasyuridae
Gene: TMT1A
Product: thiol methyltransferase 1A
Exons: 4
Coding region: 754-1488 (244 amino acids)
Molecular function (GO): S-adenosylmethionine-dependent methyltransferase activity
Source: RefSeq, a predicted model, not a curated record
UCGUUUCUGUUCCAAUUUUUUUUUCCCCUCCCUCCCUCCACCCCCUCCCCUAGAUGGCAAGCAGUCCUUUAUAUGUUGGAUAUGUUGCAGUAUAUCCUAGAUACAAUAUAUGUUUGCAGAACCGAACAGUUCUCUUGUUGCGUAGGGAGAAUUGGAUUCAGAAGGUAUAAAUAAUCCGGGAAGAAAAACAAAAAUGCAGAUAGUUUACAGUCGUUUCCCAGUGUUCUUUCUUUGGGUGUAGCUGCUUUUGUCCGUCAUUUAUCAAUUGAAACUCAGGUCUCUUUGGUCUGACUAUUCUAAAAGCUUCAACACCCACACCCCCAAUCCACUAAAGGUUGGGUGGGGUAGGGAUCUUUUGUCUUAAAGUCACCCCCACUACUCUCUGCUACUUCAGAUAUGACUCCUUUCCUCGCCCCUGCCUCGUGGGAGGUGGGGUGGGGGAAAGGGCGGCCACGUGGAAUUCCCCCCAACACACACUAAGUGUGCUCCAGCCUUUUUUUUGCAGAGGCUUGACUUGGGCAAAAGAUUUCAAGAAAUAGACCGGAUCUAUAAUUUGUUUCUCCAGCAUUACAUGCAGAAGAUGGCACUUGGAGUUUUGAAGGAAGCUAGAGACCCUGAGAAGAAAGGUAAAGGAAGGAUGCAUUCCAGAUUCAGAGCUUUUUGGAUCUGAUUGUAAUAACCGGAGAGCUGGGUCCUGAACCUUUAAGGAGUGAAUUCUUCAGAAAACAGCCUGCACUUUUUCCUUCUGGACUCAUGGCGUUCAUGGUCCCCAUUUUCCAACUGGCCAUCUCUGUCACUAUGUUUCCCAUCUUCCUACUCCACUUCUUGGGACUGUGGAACUGGAUAUGCAAAAAGCUCUUUCCUUUCUUCAUGGUGCAGUUCACUAAAAGCUACAACAAGGAGAUGUCAUCCAAGAAGCAGGAGCUCUUUAGCAACCUGCCCAAGUUUGCAGGAUCCUCGGGAAAGUUGGUCUUGAUGGAGGUUGGCUGUGGCACUGGAGCCAACUUUAAAUUCUAUCCUCCUGGCAGCAGGAUCACCUGUAUCGAUCCCAAUCCCAACUUUGAGAAGUUCCUGAUUCAAAGCAUUGCUGAGCACCGACACCUCCAGUUUGAACGCUUCCUAGUGGCUUCAGGGGAAGAUAUGCAUCAAAUAGCAGACGACUCCAUGGAUGUGGUGGUUUGCACUCUGGUCCUGUGCUCUGUACAGAAUCAAGAGAAAUUCCUCAAAGAGGUGCAUCGAGUACUGAGGCCGGGAGGUGCUUUUUAUUUCAUGGAGCAUGUGGCAGCUGAACCAUCCACCUGGAAUUUCUUCUGGCAACAGGUUCUCCAACCAAUAUGGCAUCUACUGUUUGAUGGUUGCGACUUAACCAGAGAGACCUGGAAAGCCCUGGAACGGGCCAGCUUUUCCAAGCUCAACCUCCAGCAUCUUCAGGCACCCCUCUCCUGUAAGCUAGUCCGACCUCAUAUCCUCGGCUAUGCCAUGAAAUAAUUGGAUGGGCAGAGUGGUGGUUCUGGGAGUAGUGUCCUCUUCUUUUAAAACUAAAUAUAAAAACAUUGUGGUAAUGGGGAAGGGGAAGAAAGGAGAUUGUUCUUUGUCUCACACAGAAUAGGGAAAGAUGGUCUGUUGUAUUAUAUAUUUCUAGAUCCUGAUCUUCUCCUGGGAAAAUAUGAAAAAAUGCAACCCAGAUCUUGGCUAUCCAGAAUGACUGGAAAAUAUUUAUUAUGGAAUACCAAAAUAAUCUCAAAAUCACAUUCUAUUCAGCAUCUUUGACUUUUCCAACAAUAUAACAUCCUACUCGAGUGUUUAAUAGAGCUAGGUUGAAUUGGAUUUGACACCCUGCCUUCCCCACCCACUCCCUUGUUGCUAAUAAUGUCUGGAUUUGGGCAAUAGAAAGGAGGGGAAGAAGCAAAGUUGAUAAUCUACGAAACAGAACAUGGAAGUCCUUACUAAUUGAAUCUAUGACAUAUAACAAAUUCCCACAAAGAGAUGAGCAGGAUUCAACUGCAGGACUUUUUGAGAUUGGUACCCUAAGUACCACAGUUCAUUCUGCUCAGAUAAGUCUUUUCCCUCUCUCAAGUUCCAUAGGCUGUUAUUUGCACACAUGUUUAACACUGGCCACAGCUUAUUCUGAGUAUAUAUAAACACAAAGCAAUAUUGUCUCCUGUGAGAUAAAAUCCCCUAUAUUUAAAUACAAUUAUUCCUAAUAAUAAUACCCUAAGCACCAGAUCAUAAAUGCUUAAGUAAAUACUGAGACAAGAGGAGGAAGCAGCAUAUAGUAGAAAGAGAUCUGGAUUUGGAGUUGAUGGAACCAGGUUUGAAUCUUGGAACUGUAUGACUGAGCAAACCUCUGAGCCUCUCUGGGACUUAUCUGUAAAAUGAGUAGGUUGGACCUGGAUGACCUUUAAAAUCUAAUAAAAAUGAUUGAUAAAUAUAAUUUUCUUAACUCUCAUAACAAUCCUCAUUUCAAGUGAGGUUCAAAAAAAAAAUCAGUCUAGUGACUAGUUCAAGUUAUAUAAUUUGACCAGCAUACACAGUAUAUGGAUGUAAGUGGACAAACAUAAUUUGGAUAUAAAUUUUAGACAUACAUGCAUGUGUAUAGAUGCUUUAUGUAUACCUAUCUGUGUUUUAUGUACACAUGUUUAUAUAUAAAGUUUACAUCCAAGUUAUAUGAGUUUAUUCAACUGAUAAGAAUAGAGCUAAGAUGUAACCUCAGGGCCUCAGACUCCAUCCAACUCACAUAUACAUCCUACUGUGUCCCUUAGAAGGGCAAACAUUUUUCUACUCGAGCCAUAGCCAAAUGCAUUUAUUAGGAUUAUUAAUACUCAGGUUAUUCUAGUUACUAAGAAAACAAGAGAACCUAAUUACUCUUAGCUAUAGUGAGUCUGGUUAUUCUUUAAUAUGUUUUGGCUUCUUGGUUUUAGUAUUUACCAUUCAGGUGCAAUAGCUUUGCACAGAAUAGGGAUGAGCUCUAGAAAUCAAGAAAGUUGGAGGUAGUGUAAUUUAGAUAAGCUCAAUUAAUAGGUGAACCUAUUAACAGCUCUUCACCAUUUAACUCUGGGCAGGGGUAGUUCUUUGUUCCAAGUGGCUUGUACAAUAAUUGCUAUGUGAAGCUGGUUGAUUUCCCGGAGUGCUUUGGAAGUAGAUGUAAAUUGUUCUAUUUUUGGAAAAUUUUCAUGGGUUUGAUAUUAUGGAGUGUUUACUUAAAUGUAUUGUAAUAAGUUUGGUAUUUGUCUCAAGAGGACUUUGCAAAGGCAAUUUUUUUUAAUCAAUAAAGAAAUUUCUAUUCUUUUUUGGAAAGCAAAUUAAAUGAAAUGUUACAUCUUAUUAAAUUUUUGAUAUUUUGUCAUUUUUCUUCAUAUUUCUAGGAAGUCAUUAUUUUGAAACAUUCUGCUUAUCUGUGUCUGAGCUUACAAUAGAUUUUAAAAGAAUCUUAAAGAUAAUAUACAGUACCCUCAUUUAAAAAUUUAUAAUUAUCAGUUUAACAUGAAAAUAUGGAAAGGCCUUGUAAUUUAGUCAGCAUAGUUACACUUCUGGUAUGGAAGCUCCCUUAUCCAAACAGAUGGCAACUAGUAUACAACUUAGUACACAGAAGUUAAAUUAUUUACCCAUUUGCAACAUGGUUAAUAUGAAAAUGUAGGGAGAGCCCAGAGGGAGGUAAGGAAUUUGAACUCAAAUUGUAAAAAAAAAAAAAAUGUUAAAAAUUUUUGUUUAAAUUUAAUUGAAAAAAAAAUAAAAUGAAAAUUAAAUGAAAAAAGUUGUUUCCCCAGAAUCACAUAGCUAGUAAGUACCAGAGGUACUUUGAAACCAGAUCUUAUUCCAAGUAAGUCCCUCAAGUUCUGAGACUGGGCUGAUUCUAUUACAAUUUACAUUUUAAUAUUUACAAUUUAAUGAUCAUCAACAAAAUCAACUAAACAUACAAAACAAAAAAUAAAAAAAUCUUACAUAAACCUUUAGCAAUAUAGAACUAUUUAAAUAGACAAAAAAUGUUUGUAGUCUUCUUCCAAAUUCAUAUGAAGUUCUACUAUUUUUGAGGGUUUGUGUGUGUAUAUGGAAUAGAUACCAAGGCAUGAUAGAAGGCUAGUCUUAGAAUGUAUAUGUAUAGAAUAAAUACCAAGGUGUAGUGGAUAGAGGGGCUAGCCUUAGAAUAAAAGGUCUUGUAGGCUCAAACCCUACCUCUGAGACCCAUUCAAGUCACAACUUCUCUUAUGCCUCAUGUAACUAAGACUGAAUUAAUAGAUGAGUUGCAUUGAUGAAAUUCCUCUUACAUUGAUGAAAUCAUAGACCAGGUCACUAAAUCAUACAUGAAUAAUUACUGUAGUUAAUUUAUAUACAGUGCUAAUUCUGGUGAUCUUUUUAUUUAUAAACUUCUUUCCAUAUUUAUUAUAUUCUUCAUAUUCACCAUUUUUAUAAUACCAUUAUAUUUAAUUAUAUCAAUAUGCCAUGAUUUAUUCAGCCAUUCUCCAACUGUACAUGUAAAUUGUCCCCACGUUUUAUUCACAAUUACAAAUAAAACAGCUAUAUAUACUUUUGUACAGAUAA